Messenger RNA from Orycteropus afer afer, 2856 nucleotides. It is a transcript of the gene DCAF6, whose product is annotated as DDB1 and CUL4 associated factor 6. Bases 1 to 2856 code for a protein of 951 amino acids. Gene Ontology annotation, cellular component: Cul4-RING E3 ubiquitin ligase complex; cytoplasm. Lineage: Eukaryota; Metazoa; Chordata; Mammalia; Tubulidentata; Orycteropodidae. The record is from RefSeq and is a predicted model, not a curated record. The transcript has 22 exons. Gene Ontology annotation, biological process: positive regulation of transcription by RNA polymerase II. Gene Ontology annotation, molecular function: protein binding.
AUGUCUCGGGGUGGCUGCUGCCCACACCUGUUGUGGGACGUAAGGAAAAGGUCCCUCGGGCUGGAGGACCCGUCCCGGCUGCGGAGCCGCUACCUGGGAAGAAGAGAAUUUAUCCAAAGAUUAAAACUUGAAGCAACUCUGAAUGUGCAUGAUGGCUGUGUUAAUACAAUCUGUUGGAAUGACACUGGAGAAUAUAUUUUAUCUGGUUCAGAUGACACCAAGUUAGUAAUUAGUAAUCCUUACAGCAGAAAGGUUUUGACAACAAUCCGUUCAGGACACCGGGCAAAUAUAUUUAGUGCAAAGUUCUUACCAUGUACAAAUGAUAAGCAGAUUGUAUCUUGUUCUGGAGAUGGAGUAAUAUUUUAUACCAAUGUUGAGCAAGAUGCAGAAACCAACAGGCAAUGCCAAUUUACGUGCCAUUAUGGAACUACCUAUGAGAUUAUGACUGUACCAAAUGAUCCUUAUACUUUUCUCUCUUGUGGUGAAGAUGGAACUGUUAGAUGGUUUGAUACUCGCAUCAAAACCAGCUGCACAAAAGAAGAUUGCAAAGAUGAUAUUUUAAUUAACUGUCGACGUGCUGCCACAUCUGUAGCUAUUUGUCCACCAAUACCGUAUUAUCUUGCUGUUGGUUGUUCUGAUAGCUCAGUAAGAAUAUAUGAUCGACGAAUGCUGGGCACAAGAGCUACCGGGAAUUAUGCAGGUCGAGGGACUACUGGAAUGGUUGCCCGUUUUAUCCCUUCCCAUCUUAAUAAUAAGUCCUGCAGGGUGACAUCUCUGUGUUAUAGUGAAGAUGGUCAAGAAAUUCUUGUUAGUUACUCUUCAGAUUACAUAUAUCUAUUUGAUCCAAAAGAUGAUACAGCACGUGAACUUAAAACUCCUUCUGCAGAAGAGAGAAGAGAAGAGUUACGACAGCCUCCAGUUAAACGUUUGAGACUUCGUGGUGAUUGGUCAGAUACUGGACCCAGAGCAAGACCUGAGAGUGAACGAGAACGAGAUGGAGAGCAAAGCCCCAAUGUAUCAUUGAUGCAGAGAAUGUCUGAUAUGUUAUCACGAUGGUUUGAGGAAGCAAGCGAAGUUGCACAAAGCAAUAGAGGACGAGGAAGAUCUCAAUCUAGAGGUGGAGCAAGUCAAUCAGAUGUUUCCACUCUUCCUACUGUCCCAUCAAGUACUGAUUUGGAAGGUGAUGAAACUGCAAUGGAAGUCGAUACUCCAGCUGAACAAAUUCUUCAGCCUUCUACAUCCUCUACAGUGUCAGCUCAGGCUCAUUCAGCAUCACCUUCUGCAGAAAGCCCUCAUUCUACUUCUUUGCUAUCUUCUCCAGUCAGUGAACAGAGGCAGUCUGUUGAGGCUUCUGGGCAUCAUUCACAUCAUCAGUCUGAAUUUUUAAGGGGGCCUGAGAUAGCUUUGCUCCGUAAGCGCCUGCAACAACUGAGGCUUAAGAAGGCUGAACAGCAGAGGCAGCAAGAACUAGCUGCACGUACCCAGCAACAGCCUUCCACAUCUGAUCAGUCUUCUCAUGAGGGCUCUUCACAGGACCCUCAUGUUUCAGAUUCUCCUUCUUCUGUGGUUAACAAACAGCUCGGAUCCAUGUCACUUGAUGAGCAACAGGAUAACAGUAAUGAAAAGCUGAGCCCCAAACCAGGGACAGGUGAACCAGUUUUAAGUUUGCACUACAGCACAGAAGGAACAACUACAAGCACAAUAAAACUGAACUUUACAGAUGAAUGGAGCAGUACAGCCUCAAGUUCUAGAGGAAAUGGAAGCCAUUGCAAAUCUGAGGGUCAAGAGGAAUCCUUGGCCCCACAAUGCUCAAUGCAACCAGCAAAAGAAGACAAUGAAAUAAAAGCUCCUGAAGCAUUAUCUGAAGAUUCAGCAAAGUAUCAGGAACAUACAUCUCCAGAAAACACAACUGAGAAACACAUAGAUGUAGCACAAUCAGAUAAGUUCACAUCUGAGCCAUUGGAUUCUAACUCAGGAGAAAGGAAUGACCUCAAUCUUGAUAGACCUUGUAGGGUUCCAGAAGAAUCCACUUUAUCUGAAAAAAGGAAGGAACCAGAAACUUCAGAUCCGUGCAGCACUGAGAGUGCUCCCAGUCAGACCCUCACUAGUCCUGAGCCUCAGUCCCAAACAGAAGCUGUCGGGCCUUCAGUUCAGGAGGAAGCAUCAGCCAGAGACUCUGCUCUCCAGGACACAGAUGACAGUGAUGAUGACCCAGUCCUGAUCCCAGGUGCAAGGUACCGAGCAGGACCUGGUGAUAGAUUUCAUAUCAGAGGAACAACAAUAGGUGAUAGAAUAAUGAGACGCUCUGCUGUUGCCCGCAUUCAGGAGUUCUUCAGGCGGAGGAAAGAAAGGAAAGAAAUGGAAGAAUUGGAUACUUUGAAUAUUAGAAGGCCACUAGUAAAGAUGGUGUAUAAGGGUCAUCGCAACUCCAGGACAAUGAUAAAAGAAGCCAAUUUCUGGGGUACUAACUUUGUAAUGAGUGGUUCUGACUGUGGCCAUAUCUUCAUCUGGGAUCGGCACACUGCUGAGCAUUUGAUGCUUCUGGAAGCUGAUAAUCAUGUGGUGAACUGCCUGCAGCCACAUCCAUUUGACCCAAUUCUAGCCUCAUCUGGCAUAGAUUAUGACAUAAAGAUCUGGUCACCACUGGAAGAAUCGAGGAUUUUUAACCGAAAACUUGCUGAUGAAGUUAUAACUCGAAAUGAACUCAUGCUGGAAGAGACUAGAAACACCAUUACAGUUCCAGCCUCUUUCAUGUUGAGGAUGUUGGCUUCAUUGAAUCACAUCCGAGCAGACCGCCUGGAGGGUGACAGAUCAGAAGGCUCCGGCCAAGAGAAUGAAAAUGAAGAUGAAGAAUAA